Messenger RNA from Olea europaea var. sylvestris, 768 nucleotides. RefSeq lists its product as uncharacterized. NCBI's taxonomy places the organism in Eukaryota, Viridiplantae, Streptophyta, Magnoliopsida, Lamiales, Oleaceae. The transcript is spliced from 2 exons. The coding region runs from base 1 to 768 and encodes 255 amino acids. The record is from RefSeq and is a predicted model, not a curated record.
AUGGAUUUCGGUGAAAUUGCCCGGAUUAUCCAAGAAGGAAUUACAGCUGGCCUGCAACGGAAUGCUCGGGGGCCAACGAGUUUCACCCCUAACACUCCAUUCACGCCAGAGAUAUUGUCAUAUCCCUUGCCCGAUAGAUUCAAAUAUUCUCGCAUUAAAGAGUAUGAUGGGACGACCGACCCCAUCAACCAUCUCAAAGUAUACACUGAUGUCAUGAACAUAAAACGAAUCAGAAAGACCGCGGCCUCUCUCAUGCAACUUCGCCAGAGACCAACUGAAACUCUACGAGGAUUUAUGACAAGGUUCAACAAGGAAAGGUUUCAGAUACCCAACCUUUACAUCAUAGCAGCUGUCUCCAUCCUCACUUACGUCAUAAGAUGUGAAGCUUUCAAGAUGUCUUUAUCAAAGACCCCGUCGCAGAUAGUGACCGAGCUCCUCACCCGAGCUGAAAAAGACAUUAAUAUGGAGGAUACACUAAAUCCAAGGAGACCUGGUCCUUACCAUGAAAAGAUCGAGAACAAGAGGCAACAUGAUCUCGUUCCUUGGCAUGAGCUUCCCCUGGAUAAGCGCAGGAAUGAGGCACCGUCAGCAUCUCUCACUCGGUUGAACACCUCUAAGACAAACAUCUUGAUGGAGGUUAAGGAUAUGAAAGAAUUAAAGUGGCAUUCAAGGAUGAAGUCGCUCCCUGACACAAGAGAUAGGAGCAAGUAUUGCGAAUUUCACCGGGAUCAGGGGCAUACUACAGAGGAUUGUCAUGCUUUACAGUGA